AUGAAUCCUGAAUAUGACUACUUGUUCAAACUUCUUCUGAUUGGUGACUCUGGAGUCGGAAAGUCAUGUCUGCUGCUGCGCUUCGCGGAUGACACCUACACUGAGAGCUACAUCUCCACCAUCGGAGUUGACUUCAAGAUCAGGACCAUCGACAUGGACAGCAAGACAGUGAAACUACAGAUUUGGGACACAGCAGGUCAGGAGAGGUUUCGAACCAUCACCUCCAGCUACUACAGGGGAGCCCACGGCAUCAUCAUCGUCUACGACGUCACGGAGCAGGAGUCUUUUAACAAUGUGAAGCAGUGGCUGGACGAGAUAGAUCGCUACGCCUGUGAGAACGUCUCCAGGCUGCUGGUGGGAAACAAGUCAGACCUCGUCAGUAAGAAAGUGGUGGACCUCGCCACUGCUCAGGACCUGGCCUCGUCUCUCAAGGUCCCCUUCCUGGAGACGAGCGCCAAGAGCUCGGACAAUGUGGAGAGGGCUUUCCUCACCAUGGCCUCGGAGAUCCACAAGCGCGUGGCCAGCGAGGGAGGGGGGAUGCAGGGCGAGUCGAAAGACGCCAGGGCCCAAAGUGCCAAGAUCAACAGCGCCCCGCUGUGGCUGGGAGGGGAAAAACAGAUGCAGGAGGCCAGCAACUGCUGCUGAGCAGGAGGCAUGACCGCAUGGUUCAAAACAGAGAUGUGUCAUUUUAAAGGCAUCUGUCGAGUUUCAGGACGAUGUGAUUUUGUGCUUUGGACACACAUUUAUUGUCAGAAUGUUGA
Molecule: messenger RNA, 761 nt
Organism: Anarrhichthys ocellatus (wolf-eel)
Lineage: Eukaryota; Metazoa; Chordata; Actinopteri; Perciformes; Anarhichadidae
Product: ras-related protein Rab-1B-like
Exons: 6
Coding region: 1-645 (214 amino acids)
Molecular function (GO): GTP binding; GTPase activity
Source: RefSeq, a predicted model, not a curated record